This is a messenger RNA of Pseudomassariella vexata, 2775 nucleotides long. RefSeq lists its product as uncharacterized. The transcript has 2 exons. NCBI's taxonomy places the organism in Eukaryota, Fungi, Ascomycota, Sordariomycetes, Amphisphaeriales, Pseudomassariaceae. Bases 152 to 2407 code for a protein of 751 amino acids. The record is from RefSeq and is a predicted model, not a curated record.
UGUCUGUCUCAAGCGCUGAAAACUAAGAUCGUCUUCCCCUCUGUCUCCUUAUCUCCCCAUCUGCCCCGUCAUCGGUGGCGGCACUGACUCACGUCGUCCAAGUCCAGCUCGCUUGCCAUCUUUGGGGGCAAGCUGUGCUAGCAUCGUCACGAUGAUGGAUGGAAGUCGGGAUCCGGAGCUUAAGCUAAGAAUACAACAGCUCGAAGAGAAGCUUCGACAGAGUGAACUCGCACACCAGCAUGAGUUGAGAAGGAAGGAGGAGGAGCUGUCUUUACUGCGUACCUUAAGUCAAUGUCAACUACCUCAGUCGAGCACGAGUAGUCUUGAUGUCCCUUCGCCCGUCUAUAAUGACCAGUUCCAACUGUCGAGUGCAUCGUCACAUGCUGCGCCGCCGUUUGAAAGGCAACAUGUAUUGUCAAGAAAGCCCUCGGCGGGUCAGGGGCACAUGUCAAUGACGGGUCGUCACAGCCAGGCCAGCAUCCCACGGUCUUCUUCUAUUCGACCCAAUAACGAACCUACCCACACGGCUGUGAAACGGCAGCGAACCAUGUCACAACAAGCUCCCCAGUCGCAUCAGAUGGAUCGUUCGGCCUCCAAUCUGUCAUCCCGAUCCGCUGGUCCCUUUGUUGGGAACGGCCCCGUCGCUCCCCUGAAGCUGAGUCACUCGGAUCAGAAUGGGACUGGCAUGAUGGACUACUUGAACAAGGACGAGCCGGUGAAUUCGUAUGCAUACGCGCAUUCGAUACACCGGUCGCAGUCUGCGCGCACCCGACACCGCCCCGACACGCGCAACAUGCCCACCGUUGCCGAAUCGGUCCUGAUGGAUCCGGAGACCUUUUUCGCGACGUUGGACGAUGACCCAUCCGCAGCUGCAUUGGGCGCCUCCAUGCCCUCGCACCAACACCCACGCCAACAGCAACACCAACAGCAACAGCUCGGUGCCAACAUGCCGCAGUUUAAUGCCACGGAGCUUUCUGUUUGCGGAUCCAUGACUUCGGCGCCAACGCUAGAAACUGCGCCCAUGACACGACAAAACAGCGCUUUCGACAACCAGUCCGUAUCUGGCGCCGUCGGUGCUGUCAACAUGAUGACUCUCGGCUCUCAUCAGGGCACCGACAUGAUGUCUAACCGUGAGAGCCCCAACGUGUCCAACAUGAGCAGCGGAGAGAACUCACCUCUCGGAAAACGUGCCUGUCCCAGUGAGGAGGGUCUGUUUGCCGGCGUCGGUGCAAGCCUGGCGCCCAGCUUUACAUACCCCUACUCGUCAUCCACGCCCAACGAGAGCCUCGCUAUCCCGUCAUCGCAAGACAUGUCGCGCUCGGUGUCCAACACCAGCAUGUCAAGUAUGAAGUCCAACACGUCACUCAAGCUGCGCGCCGCCGAGACGCUCAAGAAGCAGAACCAGCGUAGCUCCAUCACGCGACUACAGCCCAAACCGUCGCUUCACGCCCGAAACGGCGACUCGCACACUAGGUCUGACGGCGAGAAAGACGCCAACGGCAUGGGUAAAACGGCUAUCAGCAAGGCCAAGUACGUGCGCCCCAAGCAGCCCAAGGUUUUCUGUGAACAAUGCAAUGAGCAUCCUGAAGGCUUCCGGGGCGAGCACGAGCUGCGUCGCCACCAAGCAAGCAAGCACCAAUCCCAGGUGCGCAAAUUCAUCUGCGUUGACCCGUCUACUCUGGGCCUGCCUAUAGGCGUCCCUGCCGUCAACCCCCUCGACAAGUGCAAGGCUUGUACGGGUCAGAAACGGUACGGCGCCUACUACAAUGCAGCCGCACAUCUGAGACGGACGCACUUCAAAGAGAAGCCUUCUCGGGGACGCAGAGGCGCUGGCAGUGCCGCGAAUAAGGACAAGGCCGAUGAAGACCGCCGCGGCGGCAAGGGAGGCGGCGACUGGCCCCCGAUGAGCGAGCUCAAGAACUGGAUGAAAGAAGUCUGGGUCAAGAAGGGCAGCGCCGCCGAUACCGUCGAACCAGAAGACGACGAGGGUGACGAAGAGAUCAACGGGUCGUUCGACUCAAGCAUGGACAUUGAGUUCUCAGAGGACAGUGCGGUCUACAACCCGGGGCCUGUGUCCCAGGGGAUGCUCGAUAUGGACGCUUACUCCUUCCAUCCGGCAUCGCAGCCCGCACUGAACAUCAACACGGACAUCAACGGCAUAUCUAUCUACCCCGGCAUGCCCCUCUCAUCGGCCAGCUUCGGAGACUUUUCCGGGUCGCCCAUCAGCGGCUCGGGCGUUGGCUUCAACCCCUACGCGGUUCACGGGGGUCACCACUACGGCAGCGUGGGCAGCGACACGCUGACGCCCAAUACGACGAUCCACGGGUGGAACGAAGCCGUGGAGCCCAUGGGCAACAUCGAAGAGAGCAUGGGUGAUAUGCAGUUCGACAUGGUGUACCCGCAGUGAGCCCCCCUAGCUUUGAUUCAUUCCCCAUGAUCGCAGGAGUUUGGCCAUGAUCAUGAUGAUGACGAUGCACAUGAUGAAUCCAUCAAAAUAAUCAAAAAAUAAGAAAUGUCGAUGGCAACGGCGAGUGGACGAGGAGGGGCUUUUGCUUCUUCUCACUGCGACGCUACGCUCUUAGCAUUGCGUAUUCGUAACGUCUAUUUCCCCCCUCUUCCCGCCUGCCGACUCAGUCCAAUCCCUCUGUUGGGAUUGGGGUAGAUAUUUUCAGCCCCUGUUCCCCCGUACGUCAGAGCCGGGCUACACAUGCCCGGCUCGACAGCGGCAGCUCUGGCACUUGCAUAGGGCCCUCGUCGGCCUGCCAGUCGCUAUCC